UAUGGUUACGCUUAUUGUAUCAAAUUCUUGUUGACGGUUUGUUGUGUUCUACAAAGUGCUUAUUAGUUGUUUCAUUGAAAAGGAACUCAUUCGUAAAAUAACUUUCCCAAAUAGUUUAUUUAAUACGUACUUUUAAGAAAACAGAUAAACAACAUGGUUGUAUGCUAUGGCUGAGUUACACAUAAUUGGUCAAAUAUCGUCAGCAAAAUACUUUCAACAACCGCGACUUUUAUGCAAAUGGAGCUUUCAUACAGGCAGCAAUUGGAGAGUUGUAAGUGGAAUUACGGAAGGUCAAACACAAGAAUGUUGUGACUUUUACACAAAUGUUCCAGUUUGGGAUCAUCCCAUUGACAUACAUUAUACAACGCAAACGCUUCAGGGCUCUCCGAAAGUGCUUUUACAGAUAUUUUGUAGAGAUAAUCAUAGUAGAGUCUUAUUUAUUGCUUAUGGAGUUUGCUCUGUUCCAUUAUCUCCUGGUUUCCAUUCUCUCGAAUGCCAUACAUGGAAACCGAUUGGUGAUUGGAAAGACAGACUAAAGGACAAAUUCCUAGGUGUCACGUUACAACUGAAGUCUCCAAGUGUUUUGUGUAACACGCAGGAUAGAUUUGAACUGCUCACUGAGAGUAUGGGUUCUGUGAAUAUUAAUUUGCAUAUCCUUGCUAAAAACUUUGAUAAGUUUGGAUGCAAUUUGUAAAAUAUCACCAACAUA
Orussus abietinus is the source of this 709-nucleotide messenger RNA. RefSeq names its product B9 domain-containing protein 2. Gene Ontology annotation, biological process: cilium assembly. The transcript has 4 exons. The record is from RefSeq and is a predicted model, not a curated record. Gene Ontology annotation, cellular component: MKS complex. Lineage: Eukaryota; Metazoa; Arthropoda; Insecta; Hymenoptera; Orussidae. Bases 167 to 694 code for a protein of 175 amino acids.